AAUACCGCGAGGUGCUGAGUGGCCUCCUCCUGCGCCCGCCCGCCCGCUGCUGCCGCCGCCCCUGUCCGCGCCUCUCGCCUCCCGCCACAACCCGUUUGGGCGCCAAGCCCCCGAGUGCUCGUCACGCUGGACCCUGGCGCGGAGCCCUGGCAUCACGACUCGGAGGCCGAGACUCUCUCCUGGAGUCACCCAGGACACACUCUUACCACAUCGUGGAGCCUGUUUGUUGUGUUGAGCAAGCAGGGGGUGGAGACUAGCGUCUUGGGCGGGGCUUAGCCCGUUUGGAGGGAACCUGGCCGCCCUGGGAUUGCUGGCUUUUGUUUUUGCUUCCGAGCCUGGAGCUCAGCUCAGACUCAGAUGAGAGCUUGGUGGUUCCUCCUCAGGCCAGUGAGUGAGUGUGUGUGUGUGUGUGUCUGUGUGUUGUGAGCACUUUGUGUACAGCCAGUCACAGCGCCCUCUGCCCUCCCACAGCCACUCACAGAGCCUAGUCUUGUUGACAUUUCUCCAGGUACCUUGCCUGCUUGUAGCAGCUGAUCAGAGCCCUGCUAUUGCUCAGAGUCAAUAGCAGUCAAACUGCACAACCGUGACCAGCCUGGGUCAGAAGGGGCCAAGGGGAGGGUGGCUUUGAAGGGGCCCAGGGAAGAGGUGUGAAGAGUCCCAGCACAGCAAGGCAGCCCCCAUUUGGGGCAGGAGUUACCCUUGGCAGUGUGCUUUAUCUCCAGGGUUAUCUGUCAUUGUUACCUGACCCCACUUCUCCAGAUAAGAAGGGGGAGCAGGAAAGAAGGAAGGGAAGGGGAGUCCUUCCAGGUUUAGCCUGGGUGGGGGGCAGCCUCCCCGAUGCUUGCAUUGCACCCUAACAGGGGAGAUGGAGCCACCUCAGUGUGUGGAGGAGCUGGAGGAUGAUGUGUUCCAGCCAGAGGAAGGGGAGCCGGGGACCCAGCCCAGGAGGGUCUCUGCUGACCCGUUUGUCCAGAGCCAGCUGGACUGCCCCCUCAGCCGUCUGCAGCUCUUCCCUCUCACGCACUGCUGUGGCCCUGGGCUUCGACCCACCAGCCAGGAAGACAAGGCCACCCAGACUCUCAGUCCAGCCUCCCCGAGCCAGGGUGUCAUGCUGCCUUGUGGGGUGACUGAGGAACCCCAGCGACUCUUUUAUGGCAAUGCUGGCUACCGGCUCCCUCUCCCUGCCGGUUUCCCCGCAGGCUUGCCCCUUGGCGAACAGCCCCCCGAAGGGCAGUGGCAACAUCGAGCAGAGGUACAGAUUGCCCGAAAACUUCAGUGCAUUGCAGACCAGUUCCAUCGGCUUCAUAUGCAGCAGCACCAGCAGAACCAAAAUCGUGUGUGGUGGCAAAUCCUUCUGUUUCUACACAACCUCGCUUUGCAUGGAGAUGAGAACAGGAAUGGGGCAGGUCCCAGGUGAGGCUGGGCUGCCCUCUUCGCAUGGGGCACCACGGAAGGACAUCGGCAAGGACUGACACUGUGUUUUAGGAAGUCAUUAUCAUUUUGUGGUUUUUAUUUUAAUAAUUCCCCUCUGUGUACAUAAGACAUACCCAAGUGGGAACUUUUUCCCUGUUCAGGGCCUCAACCAGGAAUGGGGGGCCUUUGUCAAACACUGUUGAAGUAGAGGCUGAUGUGUCUGUGAUGUGGGAACCCCCAAGGGCUUGGACAAGGAGAUCCUUCAGUCCUCAGUGGUUGAAGACGACCGGCUAGUGAUGUGCCCCAGCGAGCGGACUGUGGUUUUGCCACAGGAACUUGGUUUGACUCCUGGUUCCACCAAAUCUAUCAGCCUUCCGCCAUGGAUGGGACCCAGAUCUGACGGUCACACUGCUUUAACUACCCCCCCCCCCCAGGGCCUCAGCCAGGGGCUUUCCAGCUGUGCAUGGCAACCUCUCUAGGCUGGUCAGCCAGUUCUGUGUCUGGGUUCUCAUGGGGCCCAGCCAUCACCUGCCCCAAGGGCUCAGGGAUUCUUGCCCAGCCCUUGUCAUCUCCAGCAGACCUCAGGGAGGGUUGGGUUUCUCCAAGGGCCCCUUAAACAUGCCACAAAAAUGAAUCAAAUUUAUGGGUCGACCUUAUGUCUGACUUGGUCCCAUUUGGAAGCUCCAGGAAUGGUCCAAGGUGCAGAACCACUGCCACCUCUGGCUGCCGGGGACUGGCUGGGUAUCAACCCAUGGAUGAGCCAAAUAGCCAGUCAACGUGCUGUAGCCAGCAGCUUGUGCCUUUGUUAGCGCUUCUUUCAAAAGACCCAGCCAACAGACUACAUCCCACCCCCAGUGGCAGCACUCUAGGGCCCAAAGGGACAAGAUUGCAGUGGUUGGUGCUGGGAAACAUGGUGGCCACCCCACCUGUAAGAAGCAGCCCUGGAGGAACCCAGCCCCCUUGGUUUCCUUGGAAACCACAUACCUCCUCCCUUUUAUCCCCAUUCCUUUCUUACACCUAGUGGGAUACAGGAAGAAGCCAGCACACUGGCUUUGUCAGCUGAAAUGUGUCUUUUAGAGUAACAGAGAUUAGAGUGCCGAACCGUCAAAGCUGGGUACACAUUUCCUGUCUUCCCUCAACUUCCAGCCAGGCUAGAAAGGCGUGCUCUGGAACUCAGCAGGAUCAGCUGCCUCUGAACUUCGCUUCUCUCCCUGCUGUGGCACUAAUGGAGAGAAUUUAAAGCAACCAGUCUGGCAGCUCUGAGAGCAGACUGGUAAUCUGAAAAGAACCAGGGAAUCUUUUAACCAGACACCUAGAAA
Messenger RNA from Phacochoerus africanus (Common warthog), 2732 nucleotides. RefSeq names its product Bcl2 modifying factor (gene BMF). Gene Ontology annotation, biological process: negative regulation of autophagy; apoptotic process; positive regulation of apoptotic process. The record is from RefSeq and is a predicted model, not a curated record. NCBI's taxonomy places the organism in Eukaryota, Metazoa, Chordata, Mammalia, Artiodactyla, Suidae. The transcript is spliced from 5 exons. Gene Ontology annotation, cellular component: myosin complex. Bases 866 to 1417 code for a protein of 183 amino acids.